This is a messenger RNA of Megalops cyprinoides (Indo-Pacific tarpon), 1490 nucleotides long. RefSeq names its product GID complex subunit 8 homolog b (S. cerevisiae) (gene gid8b). The record is from RefSeq and is a predicted model, not a curated record. Gene Ontology annotation, molecular function: protein binding. Gene Ontology annotation, biological process: positive regulation of canonical Wnt signaling pathway; proteasome-mediated ubiquitin-dependent protein catabolic process. Lineage: Eukaryota; Metazoa; Chordata; Actinopteri; Elopiformes; Megalopidae. The coding region runs from base 66 to 752 and encodes 228 amino acids. Gene Ontology annotation, cellular component: nucleus; cytoplasm. The transcript is spliced from 5 exons.
UCGGCUGUGGCCUUGUAAACAUAGCCGCUGUUGAAGGAAGACAGCGUAAAUUCAGACAAUUCAUUAUGAGUUAUGCAGAAAAGCCGGAGGAUAUCACGAAAGAUGAGUGGAUGGACAAGCUCAACAAUGUCCACAUACAGAGAGCAGACAUGAACAGGCUCAUCAUGAAUUACCUGGUGACGGAAGGGUUUAAAGAAGCUGCAGAAAAGUUCCGAAUGGAAUCUGGAAUAGAACCCAGCGUGGACCUUGACUCACUGGAUGAAAGAAUAAAGAUCAGAGAGAUGAUUCUUAAAGGGCAGAUCCAGGAGGCCAUUGCACUAAUAAACAGCCUCCACCCGGAGCUGCUAGACACAAACCGCUACCUGUACUUCCAUUUGCAGCAGCAGCACCUGAUUGAGCUGAUACGUCUGCGUGAGACAGAGGCAGCGCUGGAGUUUGCGCAGACGCAGCUGGCGGAGCAGGGCGAGGAGAGCCGCGAGUGCCUGACAGAGAUGGAGCGCACGCUGGCCCUGCUGGCCUUCGACAACCCCGAGGACUCGCCCUUCGGGGACCUUCUCAACAUGAUGCAACGGCAGAAGGUUUGGAGCGAGGUAAAUCAGGCCGUGCUAGAUUAUGAAAACAGAGAGUCUACACCCAAACUUGCAAAAUUGCUAAAAUUGUUACUGUGGGCACAGAACGAACUUGACCAGAAGAAAGUCAAAUACCCUAAAAUGACUGACCUCAGCAAAGGGACGAUUGAGGACCCCAAGUAAACUGCAGACUGGUACAAGUGCACUGUGGGGACAAACACAAGGACACUAAGUUCUUCCUAUUUAUAAUCAGUGACUGAACCAUAUACAUAUAUAUGUUUUGUUGCUUAUGAGAGAACUUAAUCAGUUGUGCAGAAAUGUGAGGUUGAAUUAUAAAGUGAAACCAGGCAAAUGGCCAAAAAUGUAAACCUUGCAUUAUCAGAUUUGGAAACUACAAAUUAAAGCUACUUUAGUACCUUUGUGGAUUACUCAAAAGUACAAGUCACUGGUCACUUUUUCUAUUGUUAGUCACAGCAAAAUUUAAAUACCACCACAGUUUAAUGUCAGCAGGAUGUGGAUAAGGGUGAAGUUAUGCGAAAACACAGUCGAGUAUUUUAAGCCUAAAUUAGGCCCUAUAUUGAGGGGUACUACAUUUUUUAUACGUUCAGUGCUCUGCCUUUGUGGGAUCAGUGUGUCAUGUGACAUGUGAAUGACAUUUAGUCUGCCACCUCUUAUACCCUCCACAUUGAUCAAAAAGGCAUUGUGGGGAGGGCAAAUGAUGCCAUUUGUUGAACCUGAAGAUCUUGAUUAACCAUUUUGCUUUUUUUGCUCAACAUAAGCAUGUAGAAUCUUUUUGCAGUAUUUGUACUGAGGGGCGUGAGGGAGCUGAAUAUGCCCUGUAAAUGUUCUAUGAAGUUGUUAGUGCAUUGCAGUUAUUGUUUUCCACAGCAGUUCUUUCAUUUCAUCCUAACUAUACUGUAA